Molecule: messenger RNA, 1175 nt
Organism: Pseudocercospora fijiensis CIRAD86
Lineage: Eukaryota; Fungi; Ascomycota; Dothideomycetes; Mycosphaerellales; Mycosphaerellaceae
Exons: 2
Coding region: 54-956 (300 amino acids)
Biological process (GO): translation
Cellular component (GO): ribosome; mitochondrion
Molecular function (GO): structural constituent of ribosome
Source: RefSeq, a predicted model, not a curated record
GAUGGAUUUCUCGACUGCACGCGACCAGCAUUCACAUCGCCAUUGCACAUACAAUGAGCCAGCGCGCAUUCUCGCUGCCGUUACGGACAAUUGUUACAAAAGCUGUGAAACCUCAAUGGAUCUGUCGACGAUGUCUUGCAACACAGCAGUCCAGCUCGAUUCCUAGCGAAAAGUACUCCAAAGGGCGAACGUCAGAGCUAUUAUCGACACAGCUCCCACAAAAGCACUUACCGCCGCAAGUCUUAGCACACGUCAAUGCUGAAUCAUUACCGAUCAACGAGCAGGAGCAAUGGGAGAGAGUGGAGCCGCACAAGAAGAUUGUUGGAGUGGUAGUGAGCCAUGGCAAGAUGGAGAAAACUGUGAGAGUGAGAGUGGCAGCUCAAAGAUGGAAUGAGCGGAUAAAGAAGCACUACCGCCAUGACAUAAACCAUCUCGUCCACGAUCCCAAUGAUUCAUUGACGACCGGCGAUGUGGUGGAACUCCAUCGCCUCAAAGUCAGCAAGCAGGUCGAGCACGUCGUUGCGAGGAUAAUUUCACCAUUUGGCAAACCAGUAGAAGAGCGACCUCCAGUGCCGACUCCUGAGGAACGUUUAGCAGAGUACAAGGCGAAACGGAUGGUCAAAUUAAGAAGACGAGAACUGCGCAUACGAGCUGGCGAGGGCGAUGCGGAAGCCAUACAGAAAUUGAAGGAGAUGGGUCACGACCCGGGCGCUGGUGCGAAGCCUGGCGUAGGCAGGCAAGAUAACUUACAACAAAAUGUGGGCAAGUCGCGGACACCAAGCAGUGGGGCGAUACUUGGCAGCCAGGGUCAGAAACUACCCGAAGGUGUGUUGCCGGGUGGGAAGGAAAAAGUUGGCAAAACAAAUGAGCGAGCUCAGCGCAACAAGGGCAAGGCUGUGAAGUCGGACGCAAAAUUCCAGGAGCGGAGACGAGAAGCACAGGAGAAGGACCAGUAGCUGGCAAAAGAAAGUCUUGGAUCAGCCUCCGUUUUGGGAUGAGCAUAUGGCAGCCUGCACGAGGGGCGGUCCUGUACAAAUAUAUGAAUGUUAACAUACGGCAUCCAGCAUUGGUCUAUGCUGGGAUUACGGACUGGUCUGUCACAAGGUCGAGGCGACCUGGAUUCUGAGCUAGUCUUUUCCGAAGAGAACUCAAAUCAGACACCAGUUGCCCUUCUC